CACACACACACACACACACAGGAUGAAGAUGAAGAGGAUGGGGAAGAAGAAGUGUGAGGGGCUUCAUCAUCAUCAUCAUCAGUAGCAGCAUCAGCAGCAGUGAGGACAAAGUCAUGAAGAAGUAGUUUGAAGGAAGAACCAAGGAGACAUUUCCCCCGCUCCUCUUCCUCCUUUUCUCGUCGGCGGACCUCCUCCCACCUCUCGCCGUGGGGUCUCAGCUGGCCGUCUCCCUCCCCCCGUCCCUGGCUCCCUACCUCCCGCGGACUCUGCUGGGAUCCUCCGGGCUGCUGCGCGCCAGGAGGAUGUCUCGCAGGCCGUCUCCCAGCCCCCAGGAGCCGCCGAGGCUGGGGGUGGAGGUGGAGGUGCGGCGCGGCGGGGACGAGGAGUGUCCGGAGCGCGCCGAGCCGCUGUCGGACGGCGAGAGGGAGCUGAUCCAGGACACGUGGGACCAGGUCUACAAGAACUGCGAGGACGUGGGAGUGUCCGUGCUCAUCAGGUUCUUUGUCAACUUCCCCUCUGCCAAGCAGUACUUCAGCCAGUUCCAGGACAUGGAGGACCCUGAGGAGAUGGAGCGCAGCUCCCAGCUGCGACACCACGCCCGCAGGGUGAUGAACGCCAUCAACACGGUGGUGGAGAACCUCAACGACCCGGAGAAGGUGUCCUCGGUCUUGGCCCUGGUGGGAAAAGCUCAUGCCGUCAAACACAAAGUGGAGCCGAUGUACUUCAAGAUCCUGAGCGGGGUGAUGCUGGAGGUGUUUUCCGAGGACUUUCCUGAGUUCUUCACGGCCGAGGCGCAGGUGGUGUGGAGCAAACUGCUGGCGGCGGUGUACUGGCACGUGACCGGGGCCUACACCGACGUGGGCUGGCUGCAGGUGUCCAGCUCGGCCGUGUGAAAGGUUCCAUGUGGUCGAUAGAGGAGUUUUUUUCUGUGGACUUUGAGUGUGAAGGAGAAUCUUCUUUUUUUUCCCAAUUUUAAUUUAUGAUUUUCACAAGUAGGAUUUUUUAUAUUUCUAUUAGGAAGUUUUUAUAAUUUUUUAAAGCAAGGUUUAAAGGGAAACUGCACUUUUUUUUUUUUUUGCCUAUAAUUCAUAAUCCUUACGUACGACAAGAACACACAUUUAAAAAAAAAAAAAGUAUUCUAAAUCAUAAAAUAUGGCCAGUACAAGGUGGCUAACAAUGCAGUGUUCAUAAAGCUCUAAAAAGCGCCAACAAUACUGCAUUCACCUCUUGUGACCUGAAUAUUGAGCAAGUAUUAGCGAUUGUGUUAUUAUAAGUGCUAACGCAGACAAACUAUUUUCAUCUACCAUGAAUAAAUUGACGUGUAGCCCGACUUAAACAAGUUGAAAAACUUAUUGGGGGUGUUACCAUUUAGUGGUCAAUUGUACAGAAUAUGUACUGUACUGUGCAAUCUAGUGAAGUGAAUUAUAUUUAUAUAGCGCUUUUUCUCUAGUGACUCAAAGCGCUUUACACAGUGAAACCCAAUAUCUAAUUUUUACAUUUGAACCAGUGUGGGUGGCACUGGGAGCUGUGACUAGGAUGGCGGAAGCAGGAUUUGAACCGGCAACCCUCAAGUUGCUGGCACGGCCGCUCUACUAACCGAGCUAUACCACCCACUACUAAUUAAAGUUUCAAUCAAUCAAUCACAGGGAGCUAACUAGCUUAUGUUUCUCUAUUGACAUAUUGAGUCGGUGAAAGUCAAUUCUCGAUUAUAAAUCAUGCCUCUCACCUGGAUAGUAGAAGAUUGUGGUCAUAAACCAUAGAGUUGGUCAACUUUGACAUUCAACUUAUACAGAGUAAGACAUAAAAAAAAGUACUUAAUUGUCUUUAAUUCUUCAUCUAAACGAGAUGAUACAAACAUGCCGUGAGUUGGCAGCCCAGUGAUAGCAGACAUUGUACAGUGAUUGUUUUAUUACGUUUGUAUAUAUAUAUCGUAUUGAGCACUUAGCAAGACUUCUACAUGAUGCUUAGUGUCUCACUAAAGUUGGAUCUGUUUUGCUACUAAAACGUGUCGCUCAUUCAGGUUUCAAAAACAGAAGGUUCUGAUCAUCAUUUGUCCCAGAGUAUGAGUUGGGAAAUUGUGUUAGAUGUAAAUAUAAACGGAAUACAAUGAUUUGCAAAUCCUUUUCAACCCAUAUUCAGUUGAAUAUGCUACAAAGACAACAUAUUUGAUGUUCAAACUGAUAAACAUUAGUUUUUUUGCAAACUUUAGAAUUUGAUGCCAGCAACACGUGACAAAGACGUUGGGACAGGUGGCAAUGAAUACUGAUCAAGUUGAGGACUGCUCAUCAAACACUUAUUUGGAACAUCCCACAGGUGUGCAGGCUAAUUGGGAACAGGUGGGUGCCAUGAUUGGGUAUAAAAACAGCUUCCCAAAAAAUGCUCAGUCUUUCACAAGAAAGGAUGGGGCGAGGUACACCCCUUUGUCCACAACUGCGUGAGCAAAUAGUCAAACAGCUUAAGAAGAACGUUUCUCAAAGUGCAAUUGCAAGAAAUUUAGGGAUUUCAACAUCUACGCUCCAUAAUAUCAUCAAAAGGUUCAGAGAAUCUGGAGAAAUCACUCCACGUAAGCGGCAUGGCCGGAAACCAACAUUGAAUGACCGUGACCUUCAACCCUUCAGACGGCACUGUAUCAAAAACCCACAUCAAUCUCAAAAGGAUAUCACCAUAUGAGAUCAGUAACACUUCAGAAAACCACUGUCACUAAAUACAGUUUGUCACUACAUCUAUAAGUGCAAUUUAAAGCUCUACUAUACAAAACAAAAGCCAUUUAUCAACAACAUCCAGAAACGCCGCCAACUUCUCUGGGUCCGAGAUCAUCUAAGAUGGACUGAUGCAAAGUGGAAAAGUGUACCGUGGUCUGACGAGUCCACAUUUCAAAUUGUUUUUGUAAAUAUUCGACAUGGUGUCAUCCGGACCGAAGGGGAAGCGAACCAUCCAGACUGUUAUUGACGCAAAGUUGAAAGGCAAGCAUCUGUGAUGGUAUGGGGGUGCAUUAGUGCCCAAGGCAUGGGUAACUUACACAUCUGUGAAGGCACCAUUAAUGCUGAAAGGUACAUACAGCUUUUGGAACAACAUAUGCUGCCAUCUAAGCGCCGUUUUUUUCAUGGACGCCCCUGCUUAUUUCAGCAAGACAAUGCCAAGCCACAUUCAGCACGUGUUACAACAGCAUGGCUUUGUAAAAAAAGAGUGCGGGUACUUUCCUGGCCCGCCUGCAGUCCAGACCUGUCUCCUAUCAAAAAUGUGUGGCGCGUUAUGAAGCGUAAAAUACGACAGCGGAGACCCUAGACCAUGGGUGUCAAACUCUGGCCCAGGGGCGUCGCGCAGACAUAUUUCACUGGGGCACGUGCCCCACUGUUGAUCUGCAGUGCCCCAGUACAAAUUUCACCCAAAAAAAAAAAAACGCUUCAGAGUUUUAAGUCUACAUAACAUAGACAACAGCGCACAUACUACUUAGUAUGGUAAUUGAUUGCUAAUGUAUUCACUCCAUGUAACAAUGACACAUGGCUAAUUAAUAUGGUAAUUUAUUCACGUGUGGAUCGAGACUUCGGUUGAGAGAGAGAGAGAGAAAGAGAGAGAGAGAGAGAGGGGCGACGCGAAUCACUGCGUGAGGUAGGUAACGUUAGCCAACAACAAUUUGUUAAUUAUAUUAUUUUGAUUUUGAUUUGGCUCAAACUGUAACUCCUAGAUGGAUUUAAGAAAGUUAUUCGCCCGCAAUGCAGAAGAAGCAGCAAGAAUGAGAGAUGUAAGUGAAGUCCUAGCUAGCUAGGCAACAUCAUUGUCUUAAGUUAAUGCUAAGUUAGCUGACGUUAUUCCUUGUAUCAAGACAAACAUUCAUUUGCUGUACGAGCUGUCGGGGGAAUUUCCAAUCAACAUAAAACAUAAUGUUGGUUAUUGUCUGCUGGUUCUGCAUCAAUGAUGAUUUGGAGUCAGCAUGUGUGAGUUGAGUGCUUCUCAAAUGGUUUAUCUUCAGGAAGAAACACAUUUUUCCAUAUCAUCAAGUCGUGAGCCAAAUUUUUAAAUCAUUCAAGUUUAUUUCACAGAAAAAUAGCACAGUAGACUUGUCUUGUUAAUCGGUGUGACUUUGACUAAAAUAAUCUUGUUUUGUCACCGGAAAAAUGGCUACAGCUAAAGCAUCUGGUCUUGUUUCCAGAAAAAAUAGUAACAUUUCUGUAUUUGUUUUCAGAAAGAAGGCUGAAAAUAUUGUGUUUUGUUGCCCCAUUUAGAUUUUUUAAAAAUAUAUUUCCAUGUCUGUACUAAGUCCUCCUCCAACUUGUUAGUCGGUUCGCCUUUUGCUAAAAUACUCACUAAUAGUCACUAGAAAAAAGGCUAAACAUAUCUGGUUUUCUUGCCACUAUUUGAUUUUUUUUCUCCCUAAACUUUUUUUUUUUUCCAUGCACACAUCUGACUGCGACUCACUGAAAAUGACACACAAUCCACUUUUAUGUCACGACCCAGCAGUUGGGAACCACUGGUCAACUGUAUAACAGUUACUGUAAUAUUUCCAUGUCUGUCCAGAGUGAUUGACCACUUUGCAAAAAUAAAAAGGAGACGUUACAGUUUACUUCUCAGAAAAUGAUUCCCUGAAUAGACACACAACAGUUGUUCAUUUAUUCUACUACUGUGGCUUUAUUGUUUUGUGUAUAUUUGAUAGUUUUGUGUAUCUGAAAUAGGAUUAGCCACAUUGCCAUAUAUGGAAAUUAAAUAAUAUAGAAGAACCCAGAGAUGUAGGGGUGCUUUAUUUUUUUUUUUACUUUUGUAGAUGUUAAAUUUGCAGAUGCUUACUGCAAUAAAUAUUUCAAAAAGAUUCAUUGCUCUUCCUUUUUGCUUUUACCAGUAGCAGUUUAGAAGUCUGGAGUAAAAAAGUGCACAAGUAGGUCAAAUGCAUUAGUUAAUUUCAGGUGGUUAAUCAAAGAUCCAUACAACAUAAUCUGAUAUGAUUUCAUAGUUUAAAGCACUAUUUAUGUAUUUUUUAUGAUAAAUAAGUGCUAAAAAUGUGUUUGCUUGCGCGCUUUGCACGCUCACAUGAAUUAUUUGUGCCCCAGGUGUGCCCCAGUACAGUAUUAGGUCUAGUGACGCCCCUGCUCUGGCCCGCCGUGUAAUUUAAUUUGGCCCUUGAGGCAAUAUCAAUUUAGCAUUAGAGCUGGCCCGCCGGUGUUAUACAGCGUCUGUGCCGCUGUAACACCGCAUUCACCGCUAAUACUCAUACUUGCCAACCCUCCUAAUUUUCCCGGUAGACUCUACUGAUUUCCACCUGGACAACAAUAUUGGGGGCGUGCCUUUAAGGCACUGCCUUUAGCGUUCUCUACAACCUGUCGUCACGUCCGCUUUUCCUCCAUACUAACAGCGUGUCACAUAAUAUUUGUGGCUUUUACACAAAUGCACAAGUGAAUGCAAUGCAUACUUGGUCAACAGCCAUACAGGUCACACUGAGGGUGGCUGUAUAAACAACUUUAGCACUGUUACAAAUAUGCGCCACACUGUGAACCCACACCAAACAAAAAUGACAAAUACAAUUCGGGUGAACAUCAGCACCGUAACACAACAGAACAAAUACCCAGAAGCCCUUGCAGCACUAACUUCCGGGAAACUUCCAGCAAACUGACCAAUAAUUAACGUUUUAUUCAUGCCUUUUCUCUUGCUACUUCAAGGCUUGAAUGUUUGGUUCAUUCAUUGUUAUUUUAUUUUCAAAUUUCUUAUUAGCCUGUGGAAAAAUGUUGAUAUUUACCUCAGAAUAUUGCAAAUAGAAAAAAAGACAUAACAUUCUUAUUUAAAUUUUAUUUGAUAGGCCAUUGAUAUUUAUUUAUUUAUUUAUUAUUAUUAUUAUUUGAAACUGGAUUUUGCAUGUCACUAUAAAGUUAUAUAAGCCUUGCUUGUUCAAUAUUUAAUGCAAAACUUGUUUGGGUCCCUAUUAAAAGGUUCAUUUGUUCAACCUUGGCCCGCGGCUUUGUCCCGUUUAAAAUUUGGGCCCACUCUGUAUUUGAGUUUGACACCCCUGCCCUCCUAGACUGUUGAACGACUGAAGCUCUACAUAAAACAGGAAUGGGAAAGAAUUCCACUUUCAAAGCUUCAACAAUUAGUUUCCUCAGUUCCCAAACGUUUAUUGAGUGUUAAAAGAAAACGUGAUGUAACAGUGGUGAACAUGCCCUUUCCCAACUACUUUGGCACAUGUUGCAGCCAUGAAAUUCUAAGUUAAUUAUUAAUUGCAAAAAGAACCAAAAGUUUAUGAGUUUGAACAUCAAAUAUCUUGUCUUUGUAGUGCAUUCAAUUUGCAAAUCAUUGUAUUCCGUUGAUAUUUACAUCUAACUCAAUUUCCCAACUCAUAUGGAAAUGGGGUUUGUAUAUUGGUUUGUCCAUAGUAGCACGCUUUGUGUGUUAUUCUAAUGACCCUUUUUUGAAGUUGAAUUAUCUCUCUGUUUGAAUGCUAGACAAAAUGUAAAAAAAAAGAAGUGCAGUUUAAGUGAUUCUGUGUUCAUUUUUAAGUGGAUAACUUCUGCAAACAUUUCAUGACAUUUGAGCUGAUUCUGGCCCCUAAAAGCGGUCAAUACUAAUUAUCUAGUCAAGCUCUUAAAGACACGUGGGUGGCCCCUUCUCUACUUCCCGCCUUUCAAGUCUAGCAUAUAAUUAUCAUCAAGGGCGUCCGCAGUCCGAGAGUUAAGACAGAAAAAAGAACAUUUGUGUAGAAAACGGCGCUGGCUGUGUCUAAUAUCCAGACAAGGAAUGCUUUUAUGAGGCCUGGCCAUGGAGCUGAUGACUGUUAGUUGCUUUUUCUGUGCUAUAACCCUCCCUGCGCUGUUUAAUCCAACAUAGUACAUACAUACAUACAUACAUACAUACAUACAUAGUACAUAGUAGCUUUUUCUGUGCUAUAACCCUCCCUGCGCUGUUUAAUCCAACAUAGUACAUACAUACAUACAUACAUAGUACAUAGUAUUUUUUCUGUGUUAUAGCCCUCCUUGCACUGUUUAAUCCAACAUAGUACAUGUUUAGUCCUCUGCACUGGCCAAGUGCUCCAGUGGACACAAACACUGAGCAAGUGGGGUGGAAAAUGUCGGCGGCAGGUGGGCCCAGUCAGCAGGAAGCUGGCCCUAAUAUUUACACGUAAGUCACGCUCGUCAGAGACGUGCUGCGUUACGAGCUCCAUUAAGAGCUCCAUUAAGAGCUUUUAAAAACCUCCUCGGGAGGUCCAAGGAACCAGAGUUUGGUCGGACUUUGUACAAAAAGUCAUGUGCUCUCAUUAGCUGCCAUUUGUGUUUCUGCACAUGGGCUUGCAGGCGUCGUGGUUCCUGCACAAUGUUGACAAACAUUUGACAUAUUUUAACAAUAGUGUGAGGGAAAUUAUCUAUUUUGUGUGGGGGGAAAAUUCUACUUAAUUCUUUUGAGACAUAGGAGACACACAUAUGCAUUUUAAGUAGUAAAAAACUGCUAGCAAGAGGUGGCUGACAAAGCAGGUAAUCUAUUCCGCCUAUACAGCAGAGGGUCGAUAUUUGGCAUUUUGACGUAUAUCAGUAUCAGAAUUUUUCCAGAAGGUCCCGGAACCCACUCAAAUACAAACACUCAAUAAGUCAUCUUGGCCCUGCAAUGAGGUGGCGACUUGUCCAGGGUGUACCCCGCCUUCCCGCCCGAAUGCAGCUGAGAUAGGCUCCAGCAACCCCCCGCCAUCCCAAAAGGUACAAGUGGUAGAAAAUGGAUGAAUGUCACAUAACAAGAAGAUAGAGAAAAAGAAGCUUAUCCACUACGGUGUCGACACGGACUACAAAGGCGGACUUGCACAAAUUUUCAGUACUCAUGCAGAUCCCAAAUACAGAUCAGCAGGUACCAGAAGGUAAGAAAAGUUGAUUUUGCAUAAUAUUGUGAAACAAAACAGCAGAUAUGUCUUACCUUAUACACACAGCAUAAUAAUACUCCUAUGUUGAAGCACAGUACAAUCCAUCAAGCGGUGUGGCUUCAUAGCUUACCAAAGUCCUACUAAAACAUUUAGAUUUUUGAGUGCCAUGUGUAAUGUUCUAUAUUCUCAAUGAAACAUAUAAAACGUUGCUGUUGUUUACUUGAGUCAUAUUGCAGUCUACAUGUAUCUCUUAUGUUUGACUGCCAUCUACUAGUCACACUUAUUACACCAUGUACCAAAUAAGAUUGCUUCGAGGUCGGUCAGCACAACCAAAAAGAUUCCGUACAUUCGGCGCACCGAGUUAUAAGGCGCACUGUCGAGUUCCGAGAAAAUUAAAGGGUUUUAAGUGUGCCUUAUAGUCUGGAAAAUACGGUAUUUACGUUAUUUUGCUAAUUUUAAGCAUUACCUGAACAUCUUUCCUGAGCACUUUCAUUUCACAGAGCACAGCAACCGUCGCUAUUUGUGUAAAAAAAAAAAAAAGCUCAGGAGCUAACAAACAUCUCUGUGAGCAAAGUGCGGGGUUACUAAAAAAUAGUUCCUCUACGUUAGCUUGGUAAAUUUGCAGGUCCCGGCAUAUACAGGUGCUGGUCAUAUUAUUAGAAUAUCAUGAAAAAGUUGAUUUAUUUCAUUAAUUCCAUUUAGAAAGUCAAACUUGUAGAAUGUAUACAUUCAUUCCAAACAGACUGAUACAUUUCAAGUGGGGUUUUUUUGCCAAAAAGGAAAGGAUUAUAGAUGACAACCAAUGAAAACCCUAAAUUCAACAUCUCAGAAAAUUUGAAUAUGGUGAAAAGGUCAGAUAUUGAAGACACCUGGUGCCACACUCUGAUUAGCUAACUAACUCAAAACACCUGGAAAAGCCUUUAAAUGGUCUCUCGUUUUGAUUUUGGAUGACACACAAUCAUGGGGAAGACUGCUGACUUGACAACUGUCCAAAAGAUGACCAUUGAUACUUUAAAGAAGGAGGGCAAGACACAAAAGGUCAUUGCCAAAGAGGUUGGAUGUUCCCAGAGCUCUGUGUCCAAGCACAUUAAUAGAGAGGCGAAGGGAAGACAAAGAUGUGGUAGAAAAAAGUGUACAAGCAAGAGGGAUAACCGCGCCCUGGAGAGGAUUGUCAAACAAAAUUUUGGGGGAGAUCCACAAAGAGUGGACUGCAGCUGGAGUCAGUGCUUCAAGAACCACCACGCACCGACGUAUGCAAGAUAUGGGCUUCAGCUGUCGCAUUCCUUGUGUAAAGCCACACUUGAAUAAGAGACAACGUCAAAAGCGACUCGCCUGGGCUCAAGACAAAAAGGACUAGACUGCUGCUGAGUGGUCCCAGGUUAUGUUUUCAGAUGAAAGUACAUUUUGUAUCUCCUUUGGAAAUCAAGGUCCCAGAGUCUGGAGGAAGACAGCAGAGGCACAGAAUCCGCGUUGCCUGAAGUCCAGUGUCAAAUUUCCACAAUCGGUAAUGGUCUGGGGUGCCAUGUCAUCUGCUGGUGUUGGUCCACUGUGUUUCCUGAGGUCUAGGGUCAAUGCAGCAGUCUACUAGGAAGUUUUAGAACACUUUAUGCUGCCAAUUUUAUGGAGGUGAAGAUUUCAUUUUCCAACAUGACUUGGCACCUGCACUCAGUGCCAAAUCUACCCGUACCUGGUUUAAGGACCAUGGUAUCCCUGUUCUUGAUUGGCCUGCAAACUCACCUGACCUUAACCCCAUAGAAAACCUAUGGGGUAUUAUGAAGCGGAAGAUGCGAGAUGUCAGACCCAACAAUGCUGAAGAGCUGAAGGCCACUAUUAAAGCAACCUGGGCUCUCAUAACACCUGAGGAGUGCAACAGACUGGUGGACUCCAUGCCACGCCGUAUUGCUGCAGCAAUUCAGGCAAAAGGAGCUGCAACUAAGUAUUGAUUGCCGUACAUGCUGAAACUUUUCAUGUUCAUACUUUUCAGUUGGCCCACAUUUCUAAAAAAAUAUUUUUUGGUACUAGUCGUAACUAAUAUUCAAAUUUUCUGAGAUACUGAAUUUGGGAUUUUCAGUAAUUGUCAGUACUAAUCAUCAACAUUUAAAGAAAUAAACAUUUCAAAUAUAUCACUAUGUGUGUAAUGAAUUGAUAUAAUAUGUAAGUUUCACGUUCUGAAUAUAAUCACUGAAAUAAAUCAACUUUUUCAUGAUAUUCUAAUAGUAUGAACAGCACAUGUAAGUGGAGCAUUGUUGGAUGUUUUUUUUUUGGAAGGAAUAGAUGAAUCCCCAUUACCUGCACCGUUAGACGCCUCUUGCUAACAGUUUUUUUUUAACUGAUUGUGGAAGUACUUCCCCAUAGUUCCACUGCCAGACACAGCACUGGAGCCCUGCGUGUAGCUUUUAACAAGGUUUUAUUUCAUCAGAUGGAAGGGAAAAUCGGUAGAAAAUGGAUGGAUGGAUGGAUGGUUUUCACCAAGUUCUCUCUCAAGCGGGACACGACCUUUCAGCCACGUCAAGUUAAAGUAGCAAUGAUAGUCACACACACACACACACACACUAGGUGUGGUGAAAUUUGUCCUCUGCAGUUGACCCAUCCCCUUGAUCGCCCCCUGGGAGGUGAGGGGAGCAGCGGGCAGCAGCGGUUCCACACCCGGGAAUCAUUUAUGGUGAUUUCACCCCCAAUUCCAAGCCUUGAUGCUGAGUGGUAAUGGCUCCCAUUUUUUUUAUAGUCUUUGGUAUGACUCGGCCGUGGUUUGAACUCACAACUUACCUCCCGGCCGCUUACUGUUAAAGACAACAGAUGUUUAGAUCAACACGUGCCAGCUGUGUCUCGCCGUCAGCACAUGCCCCGCCCCUGCCCGAUGGCGCCCGUCCUCAGCACCAUGGCCAGCGGCGGUGACUUUUCCUCCUGCAACUACCCCCGCAGUUGUUUAGAAUGCACAUGAGUGUUGUCUCAAAUAAGGAUUGUGAAUGAUGGGCAUAUGUGGUGAAGUUAAGCUCUAAAAGCAUUGAGAAGUUUAAAUGUGCACGGUCAUGGUCUGCAGGCCGCUCCCAUUUACCACGGCCGUCUCGCCACGAAAUACCCCAGCAUACGCCGCAAAUGACUUCAGGAUGGACAUUUGAUCCAAUCUUGGGCUGGCGUCUGCUUGACUCGUGUCCUGUUUCUGUUUGCUAAGGAGCAGCCAAUGAUGCUCACCCUACUUGCUCCACCAAUGCUAACCUCCGGUUGCCAUUGACAACGGGUCUCCAUCAUACCUACAAUGUACCUCCCAGUCAGUCUGCUUUGUGGCCAAGUGUGAAUUGGAGGAUGACAAGAAAGAACCGCCUUUGCCUUUUUUUCCCCCGCCGAGUGGAUCUUUGAUGUGAGCGUGGGUCUUUCUCUCGGGACCACCGCCAAAGCCGAGCGGAUGAACUCACUUGGGGCCAUUGAUUCCUUGUGAUGUUCCAAGAAAAGCCACGAGACUAAAAUGCAGUGGAAGCAACUUUUCCAGAAGAAAUAAUGUACCGUAAAUUCUGGUCUAUAAACUAUUUUCCCAUGCUUUGAACCCAGUGGCCUAUAAAUCGGUGCGGCUAACUAAUGUGUUUUUCUUGGCUGACGGCUACAAUGCGAAUAUUUCUCAUUAAACACAUGCAAAGACGGUUAAACGGCGUGUUAGUGUUUGUGCUAUGACGCCAUCUUUUGGACGAGUUCGCUCACUGCAGGCGCAGCUUUGAGCUGGAAGUAGAAGUUCCGUCGCCGAAUCGUCCAUAGCGUUUCUACUCGUAUGGAUUCAUCGUUCAUCAUUCCAAGCGACGUUUCUAAGGCUUACAAUACGACUAAAACAAUUCAUACUUACUAGGCCGUCCCAUGAGUGAUGUCUGUAGGAUUGUUUUCAUGCAUAUUUGUACGUGCUAUCGUAAUGUAAAGAAGUUACCAUGAAUUGAUUAACGUAGACCCCGACUUAAGUUGAAAAACUUAUUGGGGUGUUACCAUUUAGUGCUCAAUUGUACGGAAUAUGUACUGUACUGUUCAAUCUACAAAUAAAAGUUUUAAUCAAUCGAGCAAGCGCCGUUAGCAUUGGCUGAUAUUUUAACACGUUUACGAGUGUCUGUGUUAGUAUCAUUAACUUACAAUGGCAUUAUUUUUGUAUUGUUUCAGUUUUGUGUAUUCCCCAAAACGUCAGCGUGGAGUUAUUGAGUCUGUUUAGCUGGUUGGAGAGCUAGCUUCCGCAGCUCGUGGGUCCAUGACCAUGACUUCUGUUUUGUGUGAUCAGCCGUUUUACUGCCCUGUUACAGACACUGUUUGGAAACAAUUAAGGUAUGUAAAUAAACAUUUACAAAAUG
Nerophis ophidion (straightnose pipefish) is the source of this 12144-nucleotide messenger RNA. RefSeq names its product cytoglobin-2-like. The transcript is spliced from 3 exons. Gene Ontology annotation, biological process: oxygen transport. Gene Ontology annotation, molecular function: oxygen binding; iron ion binding; heme binding. NCBI's taxonomy places the organism in Eukaryota, Metazoa, Chordata, Actinopteri, Syngnathiformes, Syngnathidae. The record is from RefSeq and is a predicted model, not a curated record. Bases 303 to 893 code for a protein of 196 amino acids.